Panicum virgatum (switchgrass) is the source of this 3060-nucleotide messenger RNA. Its product is annotated as U-box domain-containing protein 6-like. Gene Ontology annotation, molecular function: ubiquitin-protein transferase activity. The record is from RefSeq and is a predicted model, not a curated record. The transcript is spliced from 7 exons. Gene Ontology annotation, biological process: protein ubiquitination. Gene Ontology annotation, cellular component: nucleus; cytoplasm. Bases 498 to 2813 code for a protein of 771 amino acids. Lineage: Eukaryota; Viridiplantae; Streptophyta; Magnoliopsida; Poales; Poaceae.
CGUGCGCGGUGCUCUCCCUGCCCCGUCCCCCCCUCUCUCUCCCUCUCAUCAUUUCUUCAACGAACCCCGUCGGCCCGUCCACCCUCCCUCUCUCCUCUCCGCGCGGGCGCCAUCUUUAUCCAUCUCCGCUGCUCCAGGUGCGGGUCAGCAGGUGCGAGGGGAACAAGUGAGGAGGAAGCCGUCGGGCCGCCGCCGCCGCCGUCCAGGCGUCCACGAUCGGCUGCUCCUCGCGUGCCGGUCCAGGGGGCCACCGGGCUGGCCGGCCAUGGUUCGGUGAGCCGGUAGGAAUCCUUGCGCUGCGGGCAAAGGAGCCUGUUUUCUCAGUGGGUAAGAAAAGGAGGAUCCUUUUGGUUACCUGCGGGAACCGUCUGAGUUUCGGAGAGCGCCCUCGGCCUCUGGAUUCAUUGGCCUGAUCGAUUCGUCCACCAAGUACGGGGAGAUCCUCGCGAGAAGUCGAGAAGGACUGCUGAGAUCAAGAUUGGCAACCUCUUUUGUGGAUGGCAAACAGAAACAAUGAAGUGAUGGGUAUUUCUCAGUGCAAAUCUUGCCCAAAGGUUCAUAGCUCAAUGUGUAAUGAGCUGACAAUGAUGUUGGAUAAGGUUUCUUCUAUUCUUCCGUCAAUAGAGGCAGCUCGACCAGGUUGUAAAGCAGGCAUACAGGAAUUAUGCAACUUAUAUAAUGUUGUUGAGAAAGGGAAACUCAUAAUUCUACACUGCAUUGAGUGUAGUAAGCUCUACUUGGCUAUUACUGGAGAGACGAUUGUAGCAAGAUGUGAAAGGAUCAGGGACUCACUUAGGCGGAGCUUGUUCCUUAUUCAGAAUAUGGUUCCACCAGCACUUGCUAAUCAGAUUGUCGAAGUUCACGAUGAUCUCCGGGAUGUCAAAUUUGUUCUUGAUCCAAUGGAAGAAGAGGCUGGCAAAGCCAUUUUACAGAUGCUCCGGCAGUCCGACGCAAGUGAAGAAUUAGAACUUGAGACAUUCCUGCAGGCUGCUUCAAAGUUGGACCUGACAUCUCCUAAAGCUCUCUUAAUUGAAAGACGAGCAAUCAAGAAACUGCUUGACAAGGUUAAUGGUAAUGAUCCAAAAAAGGAGGGGGUCCUUAAAUUCUUUCUGUACCUUAUUAAGAAGUAUGGAAAGAGCAUCAGAUCAGAGACUGGUGAACGGAAUGAGAAUAUACAAUCUGAAAGUCAAUCUUCUCCAAGCACAAAUUCCAGUGAUGUCAGCCCUCCUGAAAAGUGCUACACACCAACGGACUUUCAGAUUUAUGAGGAUCACAAUAGUAUGUCUGGAGCCGCUACUCCACCUGCAGAGUUCUGCUGCCCAAUAUCAACAAAGCUAAUGCGUGAUCCUGUUAUAAUAACAUCUGGACAGACUUAUGAAAGAGAAAAUAUUGAGAGAUGGUUCAAUGAAGGAUAUGAUACUUGUCCUAGGACACAGAUAAAGCUAGAGAACUUCUCCAUGAUCCCAAAUACCUGCAUGAGAGAUCUCAUUUGCAAUUGGUACAAAGAGCAUGGUUUUACGCUUUCAGAUUUUAUUCCUCCAAGUGAAAGUGCUUACAGUUACUUACCAGAGCAAUUGCAUGGUUACUCUAUGUCAAGUUUGCACAAUGUUUCUGUACCUCUCAUUGCUGGAAAGGACAACAGUUUUGUUAUUGACAACAGCAAUACAUCUUUUGCAUUGUCUGAUGCCAGUUAUGUCUCUAAUGCAUCCCAUGUUAGGGACAUGGAGAAUUCAAAAGAUAUUUCUCAGUUCUCUUGGAACGCUGACUAUCAAAAGUAUCUGUCGUUCCACAACUUCAACCAGGAGAUGUUCCUGAGGUUCUUUCAUGAGCUUUCCAUGCUCCCAUUAGAACUCCAAGACAAUUCAAUUAAAGAUCUGAAGAAUGUUCUUGAUUAUGAAAAUGAGGUUUCAUACGUUAUGGUUUCAAAUGGAUUUGUAGAAGCAUUCCUUGAAUUCUUGAGAAAUGAUACUGGCAGCCACAGUGUCCAAGCUCAGAAAGCUGGAUUUCAAUUUUUUCUUGCUUUCCUUUCCAAUAGCAGGGCUAAGGUUCCAUCUAUGAACGAAGAAGCAUUUCAUCUGAUCAUAUCCUUCCUUGACUCUGAGUUAAAAGUUGAAGCUUUGUUGACACUACAUGAGCUGGUUCGGCACUUGAGCAGUCCAAGGUCUCAUGUGAUGGCCUCUGUUGUUACUCCUCCAUUGUUCAAAAUACUGGCAUCUGAAGAUACUGAAGGGCUUGAACUUGCCCUGAAGAUUAUCUGCGAGCUUUCAUGCGAUGCUGAUAUAAGAUCUUCUCUAGUGUCAAUGGGAAUAAUCUCGAAGCUUGUUCCCAUUUUCUCUGAAGGAAACUUCGUUGAGUGCUGUUUGGAGAUUUUACGGAACUUAUGUGACAUGGAAGAAGGUGCAGCUCGUAUUACAAGAACCAACCGGUGUCUUGCUUCUGUUGCAGAAUAUCUGGACAUAGGAAGCCCUAAAGAACGAGAGCAUGCAGUGGUUAUCCUUCUGGAAAUAUGUUCCCGUAGCAUCGAGGACUGUCUACUUGUAAUGAAGGAAGGUGUGAUCCCCGCCCUAGUGGACUUGUCAGUGAAUGGAACCGAAGAAGCCAAAAGCUGUUCGAUCAAGCUGCUUCAUCUUCUCAGGGACAUGAGGCGAAGCGACCAGUUCACUAACUCAUGUUCACAAGAAGUGGCUGCCACGGACGUGGUACAGGAUGCCCCCGACAACUCUGUUCACAAGCAGCCUGUAUCAAAGUCAUCCCGGUUUUUCCAAAAAAAGUUGAACAUCUUCUCGAAACCUCGGUCACUCACACUGUUUUGAGAACUGGCAAAGUUUGCUGGAGCUGGUAGUCCUUUUUAGUGGAAAGUGAGUAGUCCUUGACUCCUUUGUACAUGGUAUGAAACUAACCACCUUCUGUAUAGUUUGGUAGUGGUUGUAUCGUCCGAGUGAAAUGCUUGAUGAGAUGAUAGUUUUUCAUCCUCAUGUAUUUCAGUAGAGUUUCCUAGGUUGUUAUGGCACCUUUGGUGUGCGCACAGUCGGUAAGAUAUAGCGGUUCUUUUGGCGGGAA